AUGUCGAACCCUCUGGCUGUGCUGGUACUGCUAGCUACUCUCUUGCUAUCUAUUGGCAUCUAUCUGUACACCUUCAGGCCUUCAACCCGCUCCUCUCUCAAUGCCUCCGCUAAGCCCGCCGCCGCCGCCGCCGACGACAUUAUACCGGUCAGCGUGAACUAUUUCUUCACGCGCCACUGUAAUGCAGAAUGCGGGUUUUGCUUCCACACCGAGACGUCCAGCUACAAGCUGCCGCUGGACAAGGCCUGCGAGGGCCUGCGUCUCCUCGCCAAAGAUGGGAUGGAGAAAGUCAACUUCGCCGGCGGCGAGCCCUUCCUGUACCCCAAGUACCUCGGCGAGCUGUGCAGGUACUGCAAAGAGGACCUGAAGUUGCCCAGCGUGAGUAUCGUCAGCAACGGGACGAAGGUGACCGAGAAGUGGCUCAGGGAGUUUGGCCCCUUUGUCGAUAUCCUGGCCAUCUCGUGUGACUCGAUCAACCCAGAGACGAAUGCUGCCAUCGGCCGCGCCGAUCGUGGCUCGGGAAAACCGUUCGAUAAUGUCGGGAAGCUUUUCGAGAUCCGGGACUGGUGUAUGCUGUAUGGGGUCCGGUUCAAGCUCAAUACUGUCGUGUGCUCGCUUAAUUGGAACGAGGACAUGUCGGAGAUGGUCGAGCAGCUCGGCCCCUUCAGAUGGAAGGUCUUCCAAGUCCUGGUGGUGAAGGGCCAGAACGACGGAGACAAACGGAAGCGAGACGCAACCAAAUUCAUCGUCACAGACGAGCAGUACCAGGAGUUCUGUCGCAAACACGAACAUCUGAAAUGCAUGAUCCCCGAGCCGAAUAGUUCCAUGAAGAGUUCUUACUUGCUCAUUGAUGAGUACAUGAGAUUCCUUGAUAAGGGGGACGGAGAGGAGAAGGUGUCUGACUCUAUUCUUGAGGUCGGAGUGCAGAAGGCUAUCAAGCAAGUUCGCUGGGACCAGGAGGAAUUCCGGAAGCGAGGGGGUGUGUAUGACUGGUCUAAGCUCACUGAAACGACGGGAGGCUGCUCUGGGGCUGCAGCAAUCAAGAAUUUGGAAUGGUAA
Drepanopeziza brunnea f. sp. 'multigermtubi' MB_m1 is the source of this 1059-nucleotide messenger RNA. RefSeq lists its product as uncharacterized. NCBI's taxonomy places the organism in Eukaryota, Fungi, Ascomycota, Leotiomycetes, Helotiales, Drepanopezizaceae. Gene Ontology annotation, molecular function: 4 iron, 4 sulfur cluster binding; catalytic activity. The record is from RefSeq and is a predicted model, not a curated record.